AUGGUCCAAGCACUGGAGACUUCCGUCGAGCGCCGCAGUGAGAAGCUGCUGCAAGCAUUCGAGACUUUGGUCGAGUCCAUGAAUGUUGUUACCGUGCAAUAG
This is a messenger RNA of Peronospora matthiolae, 102 nucleotides long. The record is from the annotation of a GenBank genome assembly. NCBI's taxonomy places the organism in Eukaryota, Oomycota, Peronosporomycetes, Peronosporales, Peronosporaceae.